Messenger RNA from Loa loa (African eye worm), 820 nucleotides. RefSeq names its product cuticular glutathione peroxidase. The record is from RefSeq and is a predicted model, not a curated record. NCBI's taxonomy places the organism in Eukaryota, Metazoa, Nematoda, Chromadorea, Rhabditida, Onchocercidae. The transcript has 4 exons. The coding region runs from base 37 to 708 and encodes 223 amino acids. Gene Ontology annotation, molecular function: glutathione peroxidase activity. Gene Ontology annotation, biological process: response to oxidative stress.
AAUUUUUAGUUUCACUGUCAAAAAAAUAUUGUCAAAAUGUUCUCACAAUUUCUAUUUUUAUCACAUGCGGUGCUUUGGCAACUUGUUGCUACACAAAUGGAUAUGAAAGCUGACAAACAAUUCUUAAAGCCAAAGCGGUGUGAAAUAAGCAAUCAGACGAUAUAUGAUUUUCAAGUUCCAACGCUAACUGGUACACAAAAAAGCUUGGCAGAAUACCGCAACAAAGUUCUUCUACUUGUUAAUGUGGCUACUUAUUGUGCAUACACCUUACAAUACAAAGAUUUCAAUCCAAUACUCGACAAUAAUUCUAAUGGGACGCUCAAUAUUCUAGCAUUUCCAUGCAACCAAUUUUUCUUGCAAGAACCAGCAGAAAACCAUGAGUUGUUGAAUGGUUUGAAAUAUGUAAGACCAGGACAUGGCUGGGAACCGCACAAAAAUAUGCAUAUUUUUGGCAAGAUUGAAGUUAAUGGUGAAAAUAAUCAUCCGCUUUACAAAUUUUUGAAGGAAAGAUGUCCGCCAACGGUGCCAAUAAUUGGAAAACGUCACGAGCUGAUGUACGAUCCGAUCGGUACAAAUGAUGUCAUCUGGAAUUUUGAAAAAUUCUUAGUUGAUAAGAAAGGUCGCCCACGUUAUCGCUUUCAUCCGGAAAGUUGGAUUCAAGGAACUGCUAUAAAGCCGUACGUCGAUGAACUAGAGCGUGAAAAUUGACGAUUUUAUCCUGUCACUUUCAAACGUUUCGUAAUUUGUAAAAUUUUUCUACAUUUAUAUUCCUAUUGCAAUAAAAUCAGCAGUCUUCGAUCUUGCUUUAAUAAAUUCCCAA